Molecule: messenger RNA, 1173 nt
Organism: Arctia plantaginis
Lineage: Eukaryota; Metazoa; Arthropoda; Insecta; Lepidoptera; Erebidae
Source: the annotation of a GenBank genome assembly
AUGGGGGGCAAAGGCAAAAAAAAGGGGAAAGGUCCUCCAGAAUCAGGAUGGAUGCCAGGAUUCGGAACAAAGGCCACUAUGAGCACCUACUUCCAAUACCCAACCCCCGAGCUGCAGGAGGAGCUAAAGAAAAUCGCCCAGGCGAUUGUAGUUCCUGGCAAAGGUAUCCUUGCUGCUGAUGAGUCAACUGGUACUAUGGGAAAGCGUCUCCAGGAUAUCGGAGUUGAGAAUACAGAGGAGAACCGCCGCAAGUACCGUCAGUUACUGUUUAGCACAGACGCUGCUCUGUCGGAAAACAUCUCUGGUGUGAUCCUAUUCCACGAAACUCUAUACCAGAAAGCUGACGACGGUACCCCCCUGGUCAGCUUAUUGGAGAAGCGCGGUAUCAUCCCUGGCAUCAAGGUAGACAAGGGCGUCGUGCCUCUCUUUGGAAGUGAUGACGAGUGUACCACACAGGGUCUCGAUGACCUCGCCCAGCGUUGCGCCCAGUACAAGAAGGAUGGCUGCCACUUCGCCAAGUGGCGUUGCGUGAUCAAGAUCGGACGCUUCACACCAUCCUACCAGGCGAUCAUGGAGAACGCCAAUGUUCUGGCUCGUUAUGCCUCCAUCUGCCAGAGUCAGCGCAUCGUGCCUAUCGUUGAACCCGAAGUGCUGCCCGAUGGUGAACAUGACCUUGACCGCGCCCAGAAGGUGACCGAGAUUGUCUUGGCUGCCGUCUACAAGGCGUUGAGUGACCACCACGUAUACCUCGAAGGUACUCUUCUUAAGCCCAACAUGGUGACAGCAGGCAUGGCGUGCAAGAAGACCUACACCCCUAUGGACAUCGGCCGCGCUACCUGCACUGCUUUACUCAGGACAGUACCUGCUGCAGUUCCCGGCAUCACGUUCCUGUCUGGCGGUCAGUCUGAGGAAGAGGCCUCCGUGAACCUAAACGCUAUCAACACCGUGGACAUAAAGAGGCCGUGGGUGCUCACCUUCUCCUAUGGGCGUGCUCUCCAGGCCUCCGUCCUCCGCGCAUGGGCUGGCAAAAAUGAGAACAUAACCGCGGGACAACUCGAACUUUUGAAGCGUGCUAAGGCUAACGGUCUGGCUUGCGUUGGCAAGUACGAGGCGGGCUCUAUUCCUUCUCUCGCCUCAAGUAAAUCUAACUUUGUUAAGGCACAUGCAUACUAA